CUCGCAGUCAGCGGGUUUAAGAAAGAAACAAACAAGCACGAAUCAUCUUGCCGAUCUGCCCCAUGACGAACAGCUGCUGAGCACAUGGAGGCCCGCAGCGAGCUUGUUAACUAUUACUCGUAUAUCCGUUUAUCAAUGGCCGCCGGCCGAAUGGGCUGAGCUCUUAGCCGCCCUAUAACUAUCAGUCAACUUGGUUGUCCGCAUCACUGCCUCAGAGCGCUCUUGGCCUUAAGUCGAUCAGCAACUCACUAGCUAGCUUCUGCGCAGCUUGUGAUUUGUCAGUGCAGAACCGCUCGAUCUAGAGAUCAUGGGGUCGACGACGGAGCAGAAGCCACACGCGGUGUGCGUGCCGUUCCCGGCGCAGGGCCACAUCACGCCGAUGCUCAAAGUGGCCAAGCUGCUGCACGUCAGGGGCUUCCACGUCACCUUCGUCCUCACCGAGUACAACUACGGCCGCCUCCUCAAAUCGCGGGGCGCGGCCGCGUUCCACGGCUGCCCGGGCUUCGACUUCACCAAGAUCCCGGACGGCCUCCCGCCGCCCGACGCCGACGCCACCCAGGACAUCCCCGCGCUCUGCCACUCCACCAUGACCACCUGCCUCCCCCACCUCACCGCUCUCCUGGCCACACUCAACGACCCGGCCUCCGGCGUCCCGCCGGUAACGUGCCUCGUGUGCGACGUCGUCAUGUCGUUCGCCUACGAUGCCGCCAAGGAGAUCGGCCUGUCCUGCGCCGGGCUGUGGACGGCCAGCGCCUGCGGCUUCAUGGCCUACAACUACUACAAGAACCUGGUCGAGCAGGGGCUCGUGCCGCUCAAGGACGAGGCGCAGCUCACGGACGGGUACCUCGACACGGUCGUCGACGGCGUGCCCGGCGUGUGCGACGGCAUCCAGCUGCGCGAUUUCCCCGACUUCAUCCGCACCACGGACCCCAACGCCAUCAUGCUCAACUUCCUCAUCCGCGAGACCUCGCGGGCGGCGUCGCUGCCGGACGCCGUCGUCGUCAACUCCUUCGACGACCUAGAGGGUCGGGAGCUCGACGCCAUGCGAGCCAUCCUCCCGCCCGUCUGCGUCGUUGGCCCGCUCCUCCUCCAAGUCCGCCGGGUCAUUCCCAAGGGCUCCCCUCUCGACGUGACCGUGCAGUCCAACCUGUGGAAGGAGCAGGACGGCCUGCUCGAGUGGCUCGACCGCCGCCCGCCCCGCUCGGUGGUGUACGUCAACUACGGCAGCAUCACGGUGAUGAGCAACGAGCAGAUGCUGGAGUUCGCGUGGGGGCUGGCCAACAGCGGCUACCCCUUCCUGUGGAACGUGCGCCCCGACCUCGUCAAGGGCGACGCGGCCGUGCUGCCGCCGGAGUUCUCCGCCGCCAUCGAGGGCCGCGGCCUCCUGACCACGUGGUGCCCGCAGGAGAAAGUGAUCGUGCACGACGCCGUCGGCGUGUUCCUGACGCACUCCGGGUGGAACUCCACGCUGGAGAGCCUCUGCGCCGGCGUGCCAAUGCUGAGCUGGCCCUUCUUCGCGGAGCAGCAGACCAACUGCAGGUACAAGCGCACGGAGUGGGGCGUCGGGAUGGAGAUCGGCGGGGAGGUCAGGCGGGCGGACGUGGCGGAGAAGAUUCAAGAUGCCAUGGAGGGGGACAAGGGGGAGGAGAUGCGCCGGCGGGCGGCGGAAUGGAAGGACAAGGCCGCGCGGGCGACGCUGCCAGGUGGCGCAGCGGAGGUCAAUCUGGACAGACUAAUUCAUAUCCUGCAAGGCAAGACCGGUCCAGCGGUCAAUCCAUCUGCUUCCGCAAAUUAAAUCACACGAAUUUGAUUUCGAUCAAUUCUUGUGGGUGUGUUUAUUUCUCAGUCGACUCAGAGCCAACUUCAUUCUCAAUCAGAUAAUG
Molecule: messenger RNA, 1883 nt
Organism: Lolium perenne
Lineage: Eukaryota; Viridiplantae; Streptophyta; Magnoliopsida; Poales; Poaceae
Product: 7-deoxyloganetin glucosyltransferase-like
Molecular function (GO): quercetin 3-O-glucosyltransferase activity; quercetin 7-O-glucosyltransferase activity
Source: RefSeq, a predicted model, not a curated record